Molossus molossus (Pallas's mastiff bat) is the source of this 3418-nucleotide messenger RNA. RefSeq names its product phosphatidylinositol glycan anchor biosynthesis class G (gene PIGG). Lineage: Eukaryota; Metazoa; Chordata; Mammalia; Chiroptera; Molossidae. The transcript has 14 exons. The record is from RefSeq and is a predicted model, not a curated record. Bases 35 to 3193 code for a protein of 1052 amino acids. Gene Ontology annotation, cellular component: endoplasmic reticulum membrane. Gene Ontology annotation, biological process: GPI anchor biosynthetic process.
CCGGGACCCCGGACCCCGCCCGGCGCGGGACACCAUGCGGCUGGGCUGCGGAGCCUUCGCCGCAGGCUGCGUCCUGGUUGAGGUCCUCGGGGUCGCACUGUUCCUUCGGGGGUUCUUCCCCGCUCCCGUUCGCUCCUCCUCCGGGACCGAGCACCAGGCGGAAUCCCCCGCGCCCGAACCCUCGGCAGGGGCCACUUCCAAUUGGACCAAGCUCCCCCCACCUCUCUUCAGUAAAGUUGUUAUUAUGCUGAUAGAUGCCUUGAGAGAUGAUUUUGUGUUUGGGUCAAAGGGUGUGAAAUUUAUGCCCUACACAACUUACCUUGUGGGAAAAGGAGCAUCUCACAGUUUUGUGGCUGAAGCAAAGCCACCUACAGUCACUAUGCCUCGAAUCAAGGCAUUGAUGACAGGGAGCCUUCCUGGCUUUGUUGAUAUCAUCAGAAACUUCAAUUCCCCCACACUGCUGGAGGACAACGUCAUCACACAGGCCAAAGCAGCCGGGAAGAGAAUCAUCUUCUAUGGAGACGAAACAUGGGUGAAAUUAUUCCCAAAGCAUUUUGUGGAAUAUGAUGGAACAACUUCAUUUUUUGUGUCAGAUUAUACAGAGGUGGAUGAUAACGUGACGAGGCAUUUGGAUCGAGUAUUGAAAAGGAGGGAUUGGGAUGUGUUGAUUCUUCACUACCUGGGGCUGGACCACAUCGGCCACAUUUCCGGGCCCAACAGCCCCCUGAUCGGGCGCAAGCUCAGCGAAAUGGACAGCGUCCUGAUGAGGAUCCACACCUCGCUGCUAUCAGAGGAGAGAGAGGCUGUCUCGCCCAGCCUGCUGGUGCUCUGUGGUGAUCACGGCAUGUCUGCGAACGGAGGGCAUGGGGCCUCUUCUGUGGAGGAGACGAACACCGCUCUGCUCCUGAUCAGUUCUGCAUUUGAGAGGAGACCUGGUGAUGUCAGGCCCCCAAAGCUUGUUCAGCAGACUGACCUGGCUGCAACACUAGCGAUCGGGCUGGGCCUGCCCAUUCCAAAGCACAGUGUGGGCCGCCUGCUGUCCCCAGUCAUCGAAGGCAGAGCGAUGCGAGAACAGCUGAGGUUCUUACAUCUGAACACAGUGCAGCUCAGCAGGUUGCUGCAAGAAAACGUGCCGUCGUAUGAAAGAGAGCCUGGAUUUGAACAGUUUCAAGUGUCACAGAAGCUGCACGGGAACUGGGUCAGACUGUACUUAGAGGAAAAGAACUCGGAAGUCCUUCUCAACCUGGGAACCAAGGUCCGCAGGCAGUACCUGGACGCCCUGAAGACGCUGAGCCUGGCCCUGAGCAGACAAGUGGCUCACUACGACAUCUACUCGAUGGUGGUGGGCACCGUUGUGGUUCUGGAGGUUUUCGCCCUGCUCCUGCUCAGCGCCCCGCAGGCUCUGGGCAGCGCAGCCGAGCUGGAGGUCCCCCUGUCGUCGCCCGUGUUCUCUCUGCUCUUCUACCUGGUGCUCCUGCUUCUCGGGGCCGUGCACGUCAGCGUGUGCACCUCGACUGAGGGCUCCUGCUACUUCUGCAGCCUCUCGUGGCCCACCGUGGGGGUGGUGCUGGUGCUGGUCUCCGCCCUGCUCUGCGCGGUCCUGUCUGCUCUGACCAGGACGUGUGUGGACGGAAAGCUUCUGAGGAGGAAUCCAGCUCGUACCAACUCAAAGUGGUCGGAGUUAGACCUUCUCAUCCUGGUGGGGACUGUCGGCCACGUCCUGAGUCUGGGUGCCAGCAGCUUCAUUGAAGAGGAGCACCAGACCUGGUACUUCCUUGUCAGCACCCUGUGCCUAGCUCUGUGUCAUGAAAGCUACAGGAACUGCUUUCUGGGGGAUAACGGGGAGUCUCCGUGUUGCUUACGCGUGGAAGGAAGGUUUGUCCGGGCAGCACCCACUGUGAAGGACAAGAGCACCGGCUGUGACGUGUUAGAGCUGGACCGAGUGUGUACGAAGCCCUCUUCCCUGGACACGCUCCGAGGCUGCGAGAAGGCCAUGGUGCUGGCGAGCCCGUGGCUGGUGCUCGGCUGCUGCCGGUUGCUGCGACCCCUGAACCACACGGGGGUGCAGUGGGCCCACCGUCCUGACCUGGGGCACUGGCUCACCAGUGGCCCUGGAGAGGACGCCGCUGUCCCCAGGCGGCUGAGGGAGCAGAGGGAUCUGAGCCUGAGCACACGAGGCACAAGGACGACAGGGACCCUCCUGAAUGCAAACGGCAGCAGGGCAGGCAGUCAGCUGGUCCAGCCCGCAGGUGUGCGGGCAGCCACAGCCCUGCUCCCCCUCCGACCCAGCUCCGAUCACAAAGCCGAGCUCUCUGUCCUGGCCGCCCUCUCCCUCGUCGCGGUCUUUGCGCUGGUUCAGAGCAGGUGCUCCCCGAUGUCCAGAGUGGCCAUGGCGCUUGGCCUGCUGGGCAUCUACUGCUACCGGGCAUCCAUCGGCCACGUGCUGUUGCCAUGGCAGCGAGGCAGCACAGCUGUUUCAAGGGGCAUUAUUGAAGCUCGUUUUGUCUAUGUGUUUGUCCUUGGCAUUCUGUUCACGGGCACCAAAGACUUGCUUAAAUCUCAAGUCCUCGCUGCAGGCGCCACAGUCAAGACUGUGGGACUGUGGGAUGUGUACAGUGGAUUAGUGCUCCUGGCCGCCCUGCUCUUCAGGCCACACAACCUUCCCGUCCUGGUGUGUAGCCUCUUGAUCCAGACAGUGAUGACCAAGUACAUCUGGAGACCCCUGAAGCACGGCGCCGCUGAGGUCGCCGUCAUGCACUAUUGGUUCGGUCAGGCAUUCUUCUAUUUUCAGGGAAACUCCAACAACAUCACCACAGUGGACAUCUCGGCGGGCUUUGUGGGCCUGAACACCUAUGUGGAGAUCCCAGCCAUGUUCCUGACUGCCUUUGCGACGUACGCGGGACCCGUGCUGUGGGCCAGCCACUUGGUGAACUUCCUGAGUUCAGAACCCAGCAGCGGCUCCGCACUGCGGCGGGCGGGCUUCUGCUAUGCACUGGUCUGCUCGGCCCCCGCGUCUGUGUACGUCGUCCUGGUGACGGCCCUGCGCUACCACUUGUUCAUCUGGAGCGUGUUUUCUCCGAAGCUGCUGUAUGAGGGAAUGCACCUGCUCGUCACAGCCGCCCUCUGUGUGGGCUUCGCCGCCGUGGACCAGGCCCGCGUGCAGUCGCGCUCUGGGAGAGCAGCAGCCUCCUGAAGUCAGCCGUCUGCUUCAUGGAUCCGAUCAGUAAACACAAGUUUGAAUGCAGGUUUAUUCUAAAAAGAUGCGAAUUCCACAAUGUUGAUGAAUAGCUUACAUCUUGGACUACUGUGCUUGAAUUUAAAUUCAGUAGUAAGUGGCUUAAUAAAAGGUCACUUUAAAAUACUUCGUUUGAGCCCUGGCCGGUUUGGCUCAGCGGUUAGAGCAUCAGCCUGCGGUCUA